This is a messenger RNA of Megalopta genalis, 2040 nucleotides long. RefSeq names its product homeodomain-only protein. The record is from RefSeq and is a predicted model, not a curated record. Gene Ontology annotation, biological process: regulation of transcription by RNA polymerase II; cell differentiation. Gene Ontology annotation, cellular component: nucleus. NCBI's taxonomy places the organism in Eukaryota, Metazoa, Arthropoda, Insecta, Hymenoptera, Halictidae. Gene Ontology annotation, molecular function: DNA binding.
GCGCGCACCGUCGUCGAGUGAGGGUGUUGCACCGUUCGUCCGAGAGACACCUUCUCCACGGUUCGAGUCCACGAAGAGCAACAGGGUUGGAUAGCAACCCGAGGAGAGGCUAUAGUCUCGGCUAGGAAAACCUGAGGGCACCGUUAAAGCGACUGCGGCGUUUUUCACAGCUAGCGGAUCGUGAGAAUCGGCGGAACUCGACCCACACGUAAAUCCAACCCGAGGAGAACGAGUUCGGCCGGCUUUCUAUUCGGCUUCGCCGCUCCGUAAUUUCGUCUCUUUUCCCGCCCGAGAUCUAGAGAUUUAUCGCGGCAUAAACGCGGUCUACCCCCCUUGCAGAUCCCCCCUCGCGCGGGCUCGCUCGAGCGAAUUAUAACGACCGACAGCCGUAACUCAUGACGCACGUGUUACGAUCCAUUUCAAUUUGCCAAAGAAGCGAAUCAAUCGCAAUUUACGCCUACGCGCGGCGCACCGCAAACGAAGUGCCUUGUUUAUCGCGUUCCUCGCCGCUGUAGCGGGUAUCAAGCUGCCUAAAAAGAGACAUAACCGCGACCCGCGGCGUGUCUGAAAAGAAAAAGUCUCGGCACAUUGCGAUUACACGCCGAUCAGAAAGCGGCCAAAUAUCUUUCGUCUUAAUCGCCCGGUGACUCGGGAGCGGAAACGGCGCCGUAUAAUUAACCUUUUUGGCAAGCAACCCGUUCGGGUAAUCGCGUCAAGAUUCGCGUACUUGUCCCUCAAGGCUGAUCUUCUCCCACGUGCACGCAUCGAUUUACAUUUUUGCAUUAUUACCUCUGCAAUACCGCCGAUCGCGCGGUAUCAGUCGCUCGUGCACCGCGUGCAGGGCAGCCUCUCGAUCUUUUAUCGCUUCGGCUAGGACGACAUCCGCUCGGCACGAUGAGCAGAAGACCGAUCACCUCGUACUUCUACGAGAGAAAGUGCUACCUGUGCGAACAACGCACCGUUUGCCCCGAGUACCCUCCGCCGCCGAAGAGAACGCCGCAAAGAGUCAGAUUCACGUUCGCCGAGCCGAAAAAAAUGCUGAGAUCGGCCUCGCCGCAUUACCCUAGCAGGGGUGGAUCGGAUAUCCGAGUGAUUCGUCUAACGGUUGAUCAAGAAGCUGUUCUUCAGGAGCAGUUCAAUCGAUGGCCGAGAGCACCCCAUACGGCGGAUGUCGUCCUACUUGCAGCCGAGACGGGACUUUCGGAAGCCGACGUCGAGGCUUGGUACGCCAUUCGUCUGGCCCAAUGGAGGAAGGAGCAGGGCCUCGGCGGAAACCUGGGUCUGCAUUGAUGCCUAACGUUGAGCCUCGACGUUAUCGUACCCGUGUACCUGAAACCUUUAAUUCGUAUACGAACCGCGCGAACCGACAACGAUUUAUUCUCCUUGCUUUCAGCUUACGAACGAUCCGUAAGGUCUCGCGGCAGCGAUCGAUCUUUUAGAGUUUAGAACAUUUCGAUCGCGAAACGACGUGAUCAUUUUAUUUAUGUUAAUUGUUAGAGCGAAGCGUUCGCCAGAGACGGUACCAAAAUCAACGCGACGGUGCAAUAGCCAUAGUUUGUUAACAGCUUCUUUUUUUUAAUUGUAUCUUCGCCGUUGUAUCCAUCCGCGGUCGCAGUCGGGCUUGAAAUUCCCUACGCGAUUCGAUCCGGGUGGUUGCAAUGCUGCAAAAUGGACAAUCGACUAAUGUAAUUAGAAAUAUUGUACGUAAUAUUGCGAAGAUGACAUUACCAGCGAGUAUUAAUCAUAGCGUUACGCGUUACUUGACGUAUAACCCGGUUAAUUACGUUACGCCGGCGGAACAGGUACCAUAAUCAUUAGACUGUUUAUCUUAAUGCGUGUCCAAUCGAUUAACAAUCUUUUUGGAAUUCGUGUAAAGAUUCAUGGUCUAAUAAUUAUACGUCGAUGCUUCUGGAUAGUUGUACUAAUAAGACGGGUGUACAAGAGCACACGAAUAGAGAGAGACACGUUUAUAUAACCCAGUUAAUCGAAUAAGUGUUAUAAAAAUUUUCUGCUAAAACAAUAGAAAUCGUUUUAUUAUAA